AUGUGGGGUGAAUUGGCAAUCAAAGGAAGGUUCGCUCGGGCCGGAAAGCCAGCCAAGAAAGAAAGGCGCCCCAGGGCCUUAGCCAAUCAGGAUGCGUUGAUUGAUCAUCCACUAAGCACGGUGAUUGGCUGGCGAACUCAGUCGCUGUUGAAUAACUGCAAUAUGCCUCCUCGCAAAGGCGGAAAAAUCAUUCUGCAUCGUCCAACGGAAGCAGAAAUCCGCGAAACAGAACAGGAUGAUGAGAAUACCUGGUCUCCGUUACAGAUUGCCUCAGGCGAUGGCAACUACGAAGAGGUACGCCAACUGAUCGAAUCAGCGGCGUCGGUAGAUAGUAAGCAGACGCAGAAAGAGGUUAUCAACGAGUCACCGCACGGCUGGUACGGUCAGACUGCGUUACAAGCCGCCUCUGCCAAUGGGCAUUUAGCUAUUGUGAAUUUGUUGCUGGAUGCUGGUGCUGAAGUCGAUGCUCCAGGCGGAAAUAAUGGCGGUCGCACCGCCCUUACCCUUGCUGCCAUCAACGGCCAUUUGGCCAUUGUUGAACGGCUGAUGGACGCUGGCGCUGAUGUGAAUAUCGCGCCACAUAGAUAUUACGGCAGGACGCCUUUACAGGGAGCCGCCGAAAACGGGCAUGUUGACAUUGUCAAGCUGCUACUCAGCAAAGGCGCCAACAUCAAUGCUCCCGUGGCGCAUACCGCGGGUGUCACCGCCUUAACUGGUGCAGCUGCCGGUGGACAUGUCGACUUGAUCGAUUUGUUUAUCGAGAAAGGGGCAAAUAUCAACCCCCCGAUGAGUCGGUACAAGGGGUUAACUCCUCUCCAGGCUGCUGCUUACCACGGCCAUAUUGAUGCCGUCGAACGACUAAUUACUGCUGGCGCGGAUGUGAAUGUAGGAGGCUCUCACUACAAUGGUUACACGGCACUGGCAGCCGCUGCUGAGCAGGGUCAUAGCGAGAUUGUUGAAAGGCUGCUUGCAACUGGGGCUAAUGUUCUACAGAGAUCAGGAAAUAAGAAUUGGACAGCACAUCAGUUUGCAUACUUUGUUGGUCAACAGGAAAUUGCAGAGCGGUUAUGGAGACUGGAGAGAAAUGCAACGCCUCAAUCUGAUUAA
Messenger RNA from Talaromyces stipitatus ATCC 10500, 1107 nucleotides. RefSeq names its product ankyrin repeat-containing protein, putative. The record is from RefSeq and is a predicted model, not a curated record. Gene Ontology annotation, molecular function: protein binding. The coding region runs from base 1 to 1107 and encodes 368 amino acids. Gene Ontology annotation, biological process: innate immune response. Gene Ontology annotation, cellular component: cytoplasm. The transcript has 2 exons. Lineage: Eukaryota; Fungi; Ascomycota; Eurotiomycetes; Eurotiales; Trichocomaceae.